GAUUAAUUGAUCAGUCAGGUUCUUUAUUAUCAAGGUUAAACGAAAUUCAUAAUUAUCUAUUGGAUAUGUCUUAUUUUUUCCUUCUUAAUCAACAUUUUUUUCUGUGAAUCACUUACUAACUAUGAAUCCUACUUCUGCUUCUGGUGAAACUGGUACUGCUACUUCUAUUGCUAUUAAUUCUGUUGGUGAUAACUCUUUCCCUGAUGGUUCUUCCUUGUCUUCUUCUGCCAUGGUGGAUAAUUUCUUGGAAUCUCAGUCUCCUGUAUCUAUGGUUAUAGACAGUCGAAAUUCUGUGGUCUCUGUUGAAGAGCCUAAAUCUAUCGUAGCAUUCGCCCUGGAAGAAUUUAGGAGUGAGAUGAAUGACAUAUUUAAAACCUUGAUCUCAGCAAGAAUCAAAAGUGAUCAAAAGGCAAUUGAUGAAGCGUUAAAGAGGAUGGAACAAACUAAACUAGCUCUAAAGAGCAUCGAGGAAUACCAUACCUUUGAACCGAAGAGAUUUGCCAAAGUUCCAAUUGAGUACUGCGGUUAUCAAGCAUUAUCCUAAUGAAGAAUCCUUUGAGUCAGUUGAGCACUUUUUAAGAACUUUUGAAAAAGUCAUUACUUCGUCCACAAUUGAUAUAGAAAAAGUAUGGAAAAAGUACUUACCUUUGUGCUUGCCACCUGGUGACGAUCUGUGGAUAGAGAAUACCUUGCUGAAAUGCAAGAAUUGGAAAGAAGCCAGAGAAGCUUUUAGCAAGCAUCAUGGAUCGACAAUUGUAACAAGAAGAUUUAUGGAACAAGUCUUUACCAUGAAAAUGCAUCCAAAGGAAAGUAUCGUUGAAUAUUCAAAAAGAUUUUUGCAAACCAUGUACAAUGCAGGCAUCCCUCGUGAUGACAGACGGGUAGCUGACCGUUUUCU
Messenger RNA from Cokeromyces recurvatus, 898 nucleotides. RefSeq lists its product as uncharacterized. Lineage: Eukaryota; Fungi; Mucoromycota; Mucoromycetes; Mucorales; Mucoraceae. Bases 122 to 544 code for a protein of 140 amino acids. The record is from RefSeq and is a predicted model, not a curated record. The transcript has 3 exons.